Messenger RNA from Gasterosteus aculeatus aculeatus (three-spined stickleback), 1188 nucleotides. It is a transcript of the gene gemin2, whose product is annotated as gem (nuclear organelle) associated protein 2. Gene Ontology annotation, biological process: spliceosomal complex assembly; spliceosomal snRNP assembly. The record is from RefSeq and is a predicted model, not a curated record. NCBI's taxonomy places the organism in Eukaryota, Metazoa, Chordata, Actinopteri, Perciformes, Gasterosteidae. Gene Ontology annotation, cellular component: spliceosomal complex; SMN complex; nucleus.
CGUCAUCACUGCGCGCUCCCAAUCAAGAUGGCUUCCUAGUUUGGGAGACUGGCACAAGUGUUUGAUACGCAACAACAUUCGAGCCCACAUGUCUUGAGAGAAGUCGGCUUUCGCUUGUUUUCAACAUGAAGUCGGACGUGGAGGAGUUAAUGCCGAGGCUGCUGCCCGUUGAGUUCGGAGCCGCUUCAGAGGACCUGGACCCGAACGGACCGCCGAGAAACCCCCGAGAGUACCUGCGACAGGUCCAGCUGGAGGCGUCUCUGUGCCCGGAGGUGGUGGUUGCUCACAUCGACCCCAAGAAACUGAAGAAGAAGCAAACAAUUAAUGCCUCUGUGGCGGGCUGCCAUGCGGCUCCAGAGGGGUUCUCCCCCAGCCUCAGCUGGCAGCAGCAUCAAGUCGGUAACUUCUCAGAUGUCCGGCAGAGCAUCACAAAGAACCGGAAUCACUGGAGCAACCACACUCUGGAUGACAAUGUGCUGAUGCCAAAGCUCACGGAUGAGGAGGGCUGGAAGAGGUUCUGUUUAGGGGAGACGGUCUAUCUGGGCUCCUGCAAUACAGAUGGUGAACCAGAGGCGGCGCUGGACUACCGCAAGGUGGGCUUCCCGCCCUUCCUCACCAUUGUCAGCAGACUGAACCAGUCCACAGUGCUGAUGGUGAUGGAAGUCCUGAUUGGCUGGUUUGAGGAACACGAGUUUGCGCCGCAGUUGGGUCGCUGGCUGUACGCCCUGUUGGCCUGCUUGGAGAAGCCUCUGCUGCCCGAAGCCCACUCCUCCAUCCGACAGCUGGCCAGGAGAUGUGCUCAGCUCCGCAGCACACUGGACAGUCAAGGGGACGAGAAACUGCCUGCCCUCAACCUCCUCAUCUGUCUUGUUGCCAGGUACUUUGAGCAGAAUGACCUGGUGGACCAGCCGGAGUGAAAUGUUCAGACGUACAGGAGGAAUGUGUGGCAUCCUCUCAGUGAAACAUAUGGAGACUCCUAAAGCAGCGGAGAACUUUCCAACCACGAGGAUGCGAACUACGUUGAGAGUAUCGCUCAAAGACCGGGGUUAUCUCGUCGUACCAAGUCGUUUGGAUCUCCGCUGAUGUUACAGGACAACGACCAAAGCAUGAGAUAAUCAGUACUUGUAAAUUGAGUUCUGGGGUUUGUGGAUGCAAGUGUUUUUCUAUUAAACUAAAACAGACUACUUA